This is a messenger RNA of Mesorhabditis belari, 909 nucleotides long. The record is from the annotation of a GenBank genome assembly. Lineage: Eukaryota; Metazoa; Nematoda; Chromadorea; Rhabditida; Rhabditidae.
AUGAUAGCUUUACUUUUCUUUCUUCUUUUUAUGGUGUCUGUGAAAUCAAAAGAGCUCUCUGGACAAGAGUUGCUCGAUUUUCGAUACGGUGUCAUGGAUGUGAAAUACAUUCAGAUUCCCGAGGGCGCACCGACUCUUGAGCCAAAACUCUUCAAAAUGCUCCUUAAAGAGGAGAUUCCCGAAUUCUUCGAUGCUCGACAGAAAUGGCCGAAAUGUAAUUCAAUUGGGUGGAUUCGAGAUCAAUCAAAUUGUGGCUCUUGUUGGGCUGUGGCGGCGGCUGAGGUGGCCUCGGAUCGAAUGUGCAUCAAUCCACCGUACUACUCUAUGAUGCUCUCAUCUGAAGAUAUUCUCUCAUGUUGUGGCCGUCAGUGCUAUCAACAGGAGGCCUGUCAGGGUGGUUAUCCAUUUGCGGCGAUGAAUUGGUGGAAGACGAACGGGAUCGUCACCGGCACCGAGUACACCGAUCACCAGGGUUGUCGUCCAUACUCGAUCCGUCCAUGCCCGGGUUGUUCCAUUCGAUCCGCUCCAAGAUGUCAACAACAAUGUCAACAAAGCUAUCCGAGAAACUACACACAGGAUAAAUACUUUGCCGAGAAAGCCUAUUAUGUGCCUGGAGAUGUGACAACGAUUCAACGAGAGAUCCUUGCACAUGGACCUGUGGAAGCCGCCUUCAGGCUUUUUCAGGAUUUUUAUUAUGUUGGAAAGAGAAUCUAUCAUCACACUUGGGGUCAGCAAGUUGGCGGGCAUGCGGUGAAGAUUAUUGGAUGGGGAGUUGAGGGUCAAGUCCCAUAUUGGCUAGUGGUGAACUCAUGGGGAACCGGCUGGGGCGAUCAGGGACUCUUCCGAAUCCUUCGCGGAAACAACGAGUGCGGCUUUGAGGCUGGAAUUGUGGCCGCUCUGCCGAGAAGU